GCAAGUGUACAUUCGCCACACCUUUUUUCCAUCAGGAACCAUACUACCGUAAUCCGUCACGUCCGUAAAGUCCGAUCACACACUGUAUGUCGAUCUCAUUUACGCAAUGGACGUGACCCGCUCAUCUUGAGUCAUACGAGUGAGCAGCUGAGCGAAAAUGACGGCUGAGGGAUCUCACGUGAUCAGUGACAACAGCGACAACAGUGACGACGGGGUCAAAGUUCGAGUAUACAGUGGCAGAGUUGAUCACAUUUCGCGCCUUCCCGAAAGGGCAGGUCGUCAUCUGCUGAAAGACUGCGCCGUGCAUAUCAACGACAAACGAAGGUUGUGUUCGGAGCGAGGGCCGCGCAGCCAAUACUAUGCUCAAUUGCAGAUUUGUAGACCCACAGUAAACGCCCAAGCGGCUCGGCGGGGCUCGUCAGUGGUGCUCAAUUCGGCAAUAACAUGCGGAAAAGAGGCUUGCAGUACUUUCAGCCAUGCAGUGAGAAGCCGAGAUGUCAACAUAGCAGAGAAGAUAAUGCACAACCUUACAAAUCAUAGUCACGGCUUUGGCUAUGGCGGCCAUCCGGAUGCUGCAUCGCCGGGGAAGAGACGGACCGCACGGCGUCAUCGAGAAAUCGGACGGGAUUUCUGGUGGAGGGUGACAUUUUACGAGCAUGCGCUUGGGUACUUCGGCACGCCAAGAUGCAGGGUCACACUCUAGGUACCCAGGAACUUCGAGGUUCGUCUAUGUCCCGCUCACACAAUCGAUGGCACGACCCUAGACCUGUGGCUAUGUGAAUGCUACAUCACUGCGAUUGUUCACGCGGACAAGA
Molecule: messenger RNA, 815 nt
Organism: Dissoconium aciculare CBS 342.82
Lineage: Eukaryota; Fungi; Ascomycota; Dothideomycetes; Mycosphaerellales; Dissoconiaceae
Exons: 1
Coding region: 158-703 (181 amino acids)
Source: RefSeq, a predicted model, not a curated record